AGGACAAACUUUUCUUUCCCAAGCGGCCCGCACUGACUGUGGAUCGCGGUCCAUCGCGCGAUCCCUCGUGGCAAACCAUGAGUGCCGUCGAAAAAACACCUCAAGAACAGGCCUUUCUUCUUACCGCUCUGAAAAACAACGUCAACCUCCGGGCUUUGCACGACGUCAGCAACCAGGUGAUGCACAGUAUCGCAGCCGGAGCAGUUCCUAUGAUCGUGCCCAAGGGCUCAGUGGUGGCCCAAAGUGGCGACGUGGGACAGGAGUUCUUCGUGAUCAAACGGGGGACCUUCCACGCCUUCGCUGACUGCGGGCGCGACGAGAGCCGCUCCCCGAAGUCGGCCGAAGCCACUGUGGCGCAGCUCACGAUCUCGGAGAGACUGAAGCGAAAGCAAAACUUUUUGAAAAGUUUGAGUUGCCGAAAAGGCCAUCAGCCGAACUCAAGGUUGCAUUCACAGUCUGUACGCUUAGCAUCCGCACCUAAAGGUCCUAAGGCAAUGUCUGAGUGGGCGGAUGACUUCAACCCCUUCAAGGGGCCAGGAUGGGUGUCGCCGCGCAGUGAAGACUGGAGGUGUUUGCCAACCAGGACGCCUUGCAGCACGGUGGCAUCCAAAGCAGACUUCAUGCAGAUGGCCAGCUUUCAGGUGGGAGAUCGAGUGAGGAUGCAGCCCGAAAAGGGCGAGAAGGACGAAAACAUUGGAAUCGUCACGGAAUGUGGCCGCGAUUGCGCGGGCCGCUACUACGUCAAGGUGGCCUUUUUGGAUCAACCUAGCGAAUGGCUGGUGGACCCUGAGAUGUUGACCCUGGCCGAAGAUCCAGACUUGGUGGCCGAACUUGGCAGUGGCGAUAGCUUCGGAGAACUGUCCUUGAUCUACAACACCUUCCGGGAGGCCACGUUCAGAGCCAUGGAAGACUCUGAGGUCUAUGUGAUCUCCAGAAGGCACUUCAAGGCACACUUUAACCGGAAGGGCCAUCACUUCAAGGACUACUGCACUUUGCUGGACGAGGUGCCAGUUCUGUGGCCCUUGCUGCAAGCAGAACGAUGGGAAUUGGCCUGCAAUGCCUUGGGUCUUUUCACCUUCAGGCCCGGGGAGCGGAUCAUCACUCAGGGAAUUCAGCGCAAGGCUGCCCUUUGGUACAUCAUCUUCUCUGGCAGUUGUGUGGUUUCGGUGGAGCAAAAAGGAGCAGAUGGCAAGGACACGGUCCAACAACUUUCGCAGCUCCGUCGACCGGGCCAUUUUGGUGAACGCUCCCUGCUACGAGGAGGGGACUGUGUGGUGCCUGAGGUUAGCGUGUAUGCUGGCUCUGAGGGUAUGGUUUGCUUGGCCUUCGAGGGUCAGGCGAUCCGUGUGCUCUUGGAGACCCUCAUCCACGAUGGGGCGUUCGGAGACGGUGCAGAGGCGCUGCUCCCAAACGUGCAGAACCUCUCCAGUACGGAGUACGAGGUCGCCAAAGCGGUUCGGCGAGGCCGCACGCUGUCCGCCGUGGAGGAUGUCCCACGUUCUCACCUUCAGAAGGUGUGCUUGCUGGGCAGUGGCGGCUUUGCCAAGGUCUUCCUCAUGGAGGACCGGGAAACAACGAAGAGGUAUGCCCUGAAAUGCAUUUCCAAGGUCGAUAGCCCUUUCGUGAUUCGUUUGGUGAGUUCCUACAAGGACGGGACCAUUGGUCCGGGACCAUUGGACCAUCUGAUUUUUUGCCUCGAUGUCACAGGGAUGGGGCGAUGGAAGAGGAAAAUCACGCGCCUUGCAAAGGCCAACAUCAGCUCUAGGAUUUUCCAGCAUCAGUUUGGAAAGUUUGGAAGGAUGAUUCACCGAGUCAGUGCCAGGCGUAUCGUUUACCGCGAUCUGAAACCGGAAAAUGUGAGCAGCUCAGAUGACGAACAUGAUGAAACCGAUGGAUGA
Molecule: messenger RNA, 1898 nt
Organism: Cladocopium goreaui
Lineage: Eukaryota; Dinophyceae; Suessiales; Symbiodiniaceae
Source: the annotation of a GenBank genome assembly